Molecule: messenger RNA, 1467 nt
Organism: Merops nubicus (carmine bee-eater)
Lineage: Eukaryota; Metazoa; Chordata; Aves; Coraciiformes; Meropidae
Gene: SRSF5
Product: serine/arginine-rich splicing factor 5
Cellular component (GO): nucleus; cytoplasm; ribonucleoprotein complex
Molecular function (GO): mRNA binding
Source: RefSeq, a predicted model, not a curated record
GUUCCCCCAGCGAGCUCCGCACCCACAGCCAUGAGCGGCUGCCGCGUCUUCAUCGGGAGGCUGAACCCGGCCGCCAGGGAGAAGGACGUGGAGAGGUUCUUCAAGGGGUACGGCCGCAUCCGCGACAUCGACCUGAAGAGGGGCUUUGGAUUUGUGGAAUUUGAGGAUCCGAGGGAUGCGGAUGAUGCUGUCUACGAAUUGGAUGGAAAAGAGCUUUGCAGUGAGAGGGUUACAAUUGAGCAUGCAAGAGCACGCUCUAGGGGUAGAGGCAGAGGGAGGUACUCUGACCGUUUUAGCAGCCGCCGUCUACGUAGUGACAGGAGAAGUGCCCCACCUCUAAGAACAGAAAAUCGCCUCAUAGUAGAAAAUCUGUCUUCCCGAGUCAGCUGGCAGGAUCUCAAAGACUUCAUGAGACAAGCUGGGGAAGUAACCUUUGCAGAUGCACACAGACCUAAGUUAAAUGAAGGGGUGGUUGAAUUCGCCUCUUACGGUGAUUUAAAGAAUGCUAUUGAAAAGCUUUCUGGUAAAGAAAUUAAUGGAAGGAAAAUUAAACUAAUCGAGGGCAGCAAAAGGCACAGCAGGUCCAGAAGCAGGUCACGGUCUCGUAGCAGGAGCUCCUCCAGGUCCCGCAGCCGCAGCCGCCCCCCCUCCCCCAGCCGCAGGUCCUACAGCAGGUGGAGGAGCAGGAGCCGCAGCAAGUCCCGCUCGGUGAGCAGGUCGCCCGUGCCAGAGAAGAGCCAGAAACGGGGCUCCUCGAGCAGCUCCAAAUCCCCCUCGUCUGUGGACCGGCAGAGGUCGCGGUCGAGGUCCAGAUCUGUUGACAGUGGCAACUGAACUAUGAGUAACUUGCCCUGGGGGGCCUUUUUAAAACCAUACUUGCUAAACUUGUGGUAAGUAUGUGACUUUCUGUGGGGAAGGGUUUGGAGGGGGAGGGAGGGAUCGGGGGGGGACUUUGUAGAUGUGGACCAUGGUGGGAAGGGUUAUUGACUAAUUGUAUUAAAUGUUUUUUGAUAACCCUUUUCUUGCUCACAUUUUUUGUGAAUGUCUGAAGUGUAUAGUUUGUGUAUAUUGGCAGAGCUCUUUAUAACUAAAGCGGACUAAUAUUUUGUACUCAAAAAAAAAAAAAAGUCAUCUGAACACUUAAUUCCUGGUAUAUUCAACUGUGAAUAGCAACUUGGAAUGUGAGUAUCCAAACUAGUACCUUUAGGCAUCUAAGAGCUCUACAUGUGCUGUACAUAAAGCUUUAUUUCAGAGGGUAUUUUUAUGUGCUUUUGAACCAUUGUUUCAGUUGUAGGUCAGCAGAUUUAGUGCUGGUCUGUGAUGGUAAUAAACCUAUUUUAAAGGCUUUUCAUUUAGUAUGAAUUGCACUACACUAAGAAAAUGCCCAUUUCACUGCCCUGUGAUAAUAUUCUAUAAAGCACUCUAAUUCUUGAUACUUAAAUAGCUCAAAUAAAGUAUAAAGAAACA